This is a messenger RNA of Schistocerca americana (American grasshopper), 7433 nucleotides long. Its product is annotated as adenylyl cyclase 78C-like. Gene Ontology annotation, cellular component: plasma membrane. Gene Ontology annotation, biological process: adenylate cyclase-activating G protein-coupled receptor signaling pathway; intracellular signal transduction; cAMP biosynthetic process. Gene Ontology annotation, molecular function: adenylate cyclase activity. The record is from RefSeq and is a predicted model, not a curated record. The transcript is spliced from 23 exons. The coding region runs from base 335 to 4699 and encodes 1454 amino acids. Lineage: Eukaryota; Metazoa; Arthropoda; Insecta; Orthoptera; Acrididae.
GAACGGAGGCAGCUCUCGCCGCCAGCUGUGGGUGAAGGCGGUGCGCAAGAUCACCUCCCAGCGGCUGCUGGCUGUGCCUCCGCCCCCAGCCACACCGCCCCCAGCAGUCGCCGCCGGCGAUGUCCGCCUCACGCCACUCAGGAGGGACUGUUCCGAACCAGACGGGGACUCCCCAGCAGCUGGUGACGCUGUCGUUGCCGUUGAGGCGACCAGCCCAGCAGGUGAUGGCGAUCCUGAAGACCCACUUGCUGCCACCACGUUGUCCGCCGCAGGCGGCAGCAGCGGCGGCGAGGAGGCGGCGCCGACGGCGUCCGGGGCGGUGUUCAAGCGCGGCAUGGUGUACCGCGGCAUCUACUGCCCCUCGCUGACCAACAGCUUCCGCGAGUCGCACCUCGAGCUGGCGUACCAGCGCUACUCGCACCGGCAGCGCCAGCGCUCGCUCAUCGUGGUCAACCUGGUGGACCUGCUGCUGAAGGCGGUGCUGGGCGGCGGCUGGGCCGUGCACACGGGCGCCGGCACCGUGCCGCAGGCGCAGAGCAUCGCCUGGACCGCCUGCUCCGCCUCCGCCAACGUCGCCGUCUGCGCGCUCGGCUGGUGGCGCUGCUUCGCCAACAACUACCUGCACUGGGCCGCCAUCUGCACCUGGCUGCUGCUCAACGCACAAGGCUUCGUGGGCGACGGCAUCGGCUUCCCGUACCAGGAGUACCUGGUGUGGUACGUGCUGUUUAUCGUGUUCGUGACGUACGCGAUGUUGCCACUGCCGCUGCGCUGGUGCAUGAUCCUGGGCUGCGCCACCGCCGCCAUCCACAUCAUCACCUCAGCCUUCAACUACGCCGCGCCUUCCAAGCAGGUGGUGGACCUGCACUCGGUGCUGCUGCAGCUGUGCACGAAUGCGAUGCUGUACGUGGCGGUGAACUUCGCCGGCAUGUACACCAAGUACCUGACGGACCGCGGCCAGCGCAAGGCCUUCCUGGAGACCCACCGCUCCAUGGAGACGCGCUGCCGCACCCAGAAGGAGAACGACCGCCAGGAGAAGUUGCUGCUCUCCGUGCUACCGGAUUUCGUAGCGAAGGAGAUGAUCAGAGACAUCUCCAAAGAAGAGGAGAAAGGGUCUUUCGUGCCAAAUCAGUUCCAUAAGAUCUACAUCCAUCGAUAUGAAGACGUGAGCAUCCUCUUUGCUGACAUCAAAGGAUUCACAGCUUUGGCGAGCCAAUGCAGCGCGCAAGAACUAGUUCGCGUACUCAACGAUCUAUUUGCACGAUUCGACAAACUUGCCACAGAGACACACUGCCUGCGCAUCAAACUUUUGGGAGACUGCUACUACUGUGUCUCUGGUUUGCCAAAAGCACGUGCCGAUCAUGCUCACUGCUGUGUGGAAAUGGGGCUGCAUAUGAUCAAGGCUAUUCAGCAUGUACGCCAGAGAACACAGGUAGAUUUAAAUAUGCGAAUUGGCAUACACUCAGGUUCUGUUUUAUGUGGAGUACUUGGGCUGCGGAAAUGGCAGUUCGAUGUUUGGUCUUAUGAUGUAACUCUUGCCAAUCACAUGGAAAGUGGAGGUAUUCCAGGGCGAGUCCACAUCUCAAAGGCAACAUUAGAUUGUCUUAAUAAUGCCUAUGAAGUGGAGCCUGGAUACGGUGAGACCCGUGAUAAUUACCUGAAGGAACAAGGAGUUGAAACAUUUUUAAUAAAGCAAGUGGAGCCUCUAAGACCACGGAAGAGAGUAUAUCAAGGACGUUAUUCAAGGCCACGGCUGUGGUCAGAAGAUGAGAAGGCUGGGACAAUGGUUACUGUUAUCUCCAACAAUAACAAUAAUAGUUCUGUCAUCACCACUGCUCACAAUAAUCAAUCAUCUAUAGAUGACGAAACAACUACUGAUUGGCAACCAGAAAUUCCAUUUGGAAAUCUUGACUAUAGCAAUGGAGCUAUGGGAGAUCCAUUUCAAAAUGAUGAUACUGAUGAUGACGAUGAUGAAGCAGGUCACAAAUCACCUCCACCGGAUAUUCAUCACCUCACUAUGGCUGAACAAGUUGAUGAAAUCAUUGAUCACAGCAUAGAAAUUGAAAGCAAUAAAAGGAUGAGAGAUGCUAAUGUUAAUGCAUGGACACUACAUUUUAAGGACAACUCUAUGGAAAAGAAGUUGUGUACAUUCAGCCCCAAGUUUGAUACAGAAUUUGGUCCCAGAUGUACUGGUAGGAAAUGGUUUUGUCAACUGCGGGAAGAUAUGUUCAAAUCCAACAUGCUGUGCUGCUUCAUAAUAUGGAUCUUUGUUGUUAUAUGCCAAGCUAUUAUCUUGCCAAGUUCGGUGGUACUGAUAAUGACACUGUCAGUGACUACUUUUCUGCUAACCUGUGCACUCGUCCUCGUAAUGGCUGAGGAAUUUCAGCAGCUACCUGUUGUCCUGCAGACAAUGUCCAGUGUCCUCGUGCAUCACCGCAACAGACGCACUGCCUUCAUAUGUGGUGUUGUCGCCCUUAUGGCAGUCACUGCAUCUGUCAGUCUGGUCUGCUGUCCAACACAAGAAACAGAGACAGAAUACUUGCUAGGAAAUGAGUCAGCUCCAGUGGCAAUGGUAAAUAAGGUGGUUUCAUCAAUGGCCAUGGAGUUUGCUACUCAUGAGUAUACUUCCAGUAGUACUGGCAGACCAGCUGUGAAUGAAUCUAGAAACUCAACACACACUGCAGACUCAAAUGCAAGGAUAAAAAUGUUAAAUACUGUCACAACACAUAAGCCUCUUGCUAGAAGGAGGAGGCAGCUGCAAAUUUCUACUCAGAAUAACACGACUGAUCAGCUUUCACCCAGAGAAAACUUCUCUCAUGUGAUAAAGGGCAAGAACAGAAGCAGUGAUCUCAGUGUCAAUAUGAAUUAUGUACAUAACAAAAACAAAACCAAUGUUGAACUGUCAAGAGUGGCAGGGAAUGCAUCAGUAAGGACGUUCAGUAAUACUGAUGAUUCAAUGCAGAAAGAAAUGUUUUCUAAUUCUCAGGACUGGGGAGGUAAAUCUGUCAUGCAGCAGUUAAAUAAAAUCAGAACUCAGGACAACACCAGUACGUCAAGUAAUGGCUUCUCCUUUUUAAAGAAUCUGUCACUAAGUUUAAGUGAACGAUACCGGAGGUUGGCAGAAGAUCUCAUUUAUAGUGAUACAGUGAAAACAUUCCAUAAUAUGACAGUAAAUAAACGAUUACCACAUGACAACAGUGAAGCAGAAAAAUGUAUUCAUCCAGAAUACAUUGUUUUCACAUGGGUUUUGUGUCUCAUGGCUCUUGCAACAUCACUGAAGCUGUAUUAUCUUGUGAAGACUGCACUGGCUUUCACAAUGGUCACAGUAUUUUAUGUUCUCAUACUGGUUGCAUACCCAGAAGUUUUCUUUAUUGAACCAGAAGAAGAGUCAACACUACCACUUUAUACACAAAUGCUGGUGCUACUCACUGUUUUUCUGAUUAUGGUGAUAUAUCAUGCACGCCUUGUGGAAGUAACAUCAAGACUCGAUUUCCUCUGGAAACAACAGGCUGAACGAGAACUGGCAGACAUGAUGGAAACACGGCAAAAUAAUACGCAGUUACUGAAAAACAUUUUACCAGACCAUGUUGCAAAACAUUUCUUAUCUGAAGAUCGCCGAACUGAGGAGCUGUAUUCCCAGUCCCGUGACAAAGUUGGAGUGAUGUUUGCAAGUAUACCCAACUUCACAGAAUUUUAUUCAGAGGACAUAAACAAAGGAAUGGAGUGCAUUCGUUUGCUGAAUGAAAUUAUUGCUGACUUUGAUGAGCUCUUAGAUGAACCGCGAUUUAAGUGCAUUGAGAAAGUCAAAACAGUUGCAUCUACUUAUAUGGCUGCUUCUGGUCUAAACCCCACUCACAAGCCAGAUGAAGAUGAACUGGAACAUCUGUGUGCCCUUGUAGAUUUUGCUCUAGCAAUGAAGCAACGUCUUGAUGAUGUUAACAAACAUUCCUUCAAUAACUUCCAUCUCAGAGUUGGUAUCAGUUGUGGUCCUCUUGUAGGAGGUGUUAUUGGUGCUCGAAAACCUGUUUUUGAUAUCUGGGGAAAUACUGUAAACGAAGCUUCUAGGAUGGACUCUACAGGAACGAUGGGACAGAUACAAGCACCCAAAGAAACUGCAAUGAUACUGGAAGCUAGAGGCUACCAGGUACAACUCAGAGGGACAAUAGCAGUGAAAGGUAAAGGUGAUAUGGAAACAUACUAUGUUCUUGGACGCCGUACGAGUAGAUCUGCAACAUUUACUAGGCAACCCAGCCAGUACAACAGCUUAGCUGCUGUUGUUUACGGAAUGGUACAAGCAAGACGCCGCCAGACAAUCCGUAAGGGAAACACAUCAAGCAGCACUGCUGUUGGACGAGCACGAUCUCAACAGCAGAAGAAGGAUGGGAAUAAUAUUGCUGGAGGUGGAAUUGUUAACCGUUUUAAUAACUACAGCAGUGUUAGAUUAUCAGGACGUCCAACAUCAAAUUCUGCUCACAGAAGUAUGGGACGGGGUAGUGUGCGACAGCUAUCGGUUGAUCCCAAUGCUAUGCGUAACAACAGUGGUAUUUUGUGGAGUUUACAACAACAGCAGCAGCAUUCUUCUGCUCCACAAACCCCACUGGUUUCUGAACACAACCCUGCACAACAGAAACCAGCUUUUCCUUAUGUUGAACCAAAACUUGUCACAAAUGGCACCAAAGAUCCUCCAACCAUUCCUAGAUGAGACUUGUAAUUUUUGAUGCCAUGUCCUGGUAUGUGCAAGAAAUAUGUGUGGUUAACUCUCCAUCUCUAUUUAGUUGUGGACUCCUGAGUCAUUAAUUACAUCAAGAAAAACCAUAUACUGAUGUUGCAUACUUCUUGCUCUCGGAGUUCAGAUAAUGCCACUGGUCUGAGUUUGAAAUGUAAAAAAGUAGAGAUGAUAUAUUUUUGUAGUAUUUAAGUUUACAAAAUAAAUUUAGUACAAAACUUCUUGUGACAUUCUGAAAUUUUACUUUUAAGGUAUCUUUUCUUGUACUUGUGUAGGCCUUUUGUUGGCACUUAAUUUACUGUCUUUCCUUUCCACAGUACUUUUGUAUAUACUUGACAUUAUUGUAAAAACAUUGUAUAUACUUAUUAUAUGUGGCAUAUAUACAUAAUUGUUAUGAGGAAACUUCCUAUUCAGAUGGACAGUUUUGAAUUGUAAAAGGUAACACAAUACAAAAUGACAGUAUAUUUACAUCAUAUUGUUUUGUAUAUACUCCUUGGUAAAUGUACAUAAGUUUUUGAUAGUUGAACCACAUUUUCUAUUCAUGUUUUGUAUUUCAUUUUUGUACUGUUUUUGACAUCCCACAAAAUAUUUAAGACUUCCAUUAGAAUAAAGAGAUAGGUUUGAUACUUGCACAAAUAUAUGUUGUUCAGUCUGAGUGAAAAAAAAGGUGCAUUUACGGAAAGAGCAACAAAUUAAAGUAAUAAUCCCAUGCCUUGGAAUCUUAUAAAAUAAAGUAUAUGGAAUUUACUGAAGAGGAAGGAUUAUGGAAUUAUAUACAAAGCUGUACAAUAAAAAAUACAGGGGAAAGAACAAAUGAGGUUUAACAAACAAGGCCAGUACAGAUACAUGUGAUGAAUAAAAAGCAAAUGAUGAUGAGACCACGAACAGAGAAUAUCUUUCCAGGCUUGAACUGCAGAGUAGCAGUGAACAAGAUGGGAUAUGAAAAAGGAGAAAAUCAAAAGUAGCAACAAAGCAUAUAUGAAUGCAAUAGACAUCAGCUGUGGUGAGAAAGAGAAAUAAAGAGAAAACUAGGGAACAAAUUAGGUUGCUCUUUGGGCACUGAAUCCAAGUUCAAAAAGGGAGAAGAACAAAUCUGUAUGUAACUAUACUAAUAUUAUGAAUUCAGUUUUCUUACAGUAAAACAAUUGCCGUAUUUUACGGACUAUAAGAUGCUACGGACUGUAAGAUGCCAUAAACUAUAAGAUGCACCUUAAUUUUGUAAGCAUUUUUUAAAAUAACUACCGUUUUUAUUAUUAGAUUGCAAGGUCAUAUUAAAAAAAAUACUUAACCCUAGAAAUCAUUAUCUCCUAGUUCUGGCCAUUUUACAUUCAGUCCUCUAUUUGCACAUUUAAUCUUCUUCAUUUUUUUUUUCAGUUCUUCUUUACUAGCCUGCCAAUUGAAAAUGGUUUUCUUUCUUGGUGGAGGGUGGCUGAAAUCCUCUGUUUCCAUAUUCUUUUGCUUAUGCUUUUAUUUUCAAUUUAUGGCCCACAUCAUGUGAACACCUUUUAUUUUUUUUUCAUUAGUAAGCUAGCUACUAAAAAAAAAAUGUACUGUCACUGAUAACACAAAUCACUUCCAAUUCAAGUUCACUGGCACUGUUGACUGUAGUGAUGCAUCAUAUGCUAGAUAGGUCCUGGAUUUGUGAUGGCAGGGUGGGAGGGAGACAGUGUUAGCAUUCUUGUGACUCCCCGCAAUUCAUGUUCAUCGGAUUGGGGCACUGCUGCUGCCAGUUGAAUCCAGUAAUGCCAAAUAGAGAUAAGUUUUCUGCAGCAUCAAAGACUGGCAAGAACUGUAAAUCAAACACUGGAAAAUCUUUGUAUUAAUUUCAAGUAUAAGACAUACCAGAAUUUUGGAGGUUACUUUUCGAAGAAAAAAUGUGUCUUAUAGUCAUUAAAAUAUUGUACGCAUUCCUUUACCCAUCUUUAUCCAGCUGCAACCCCACAAUUACAACUUAUAAGCAGACCCAGCAUGAAACUGCGAACUUAUGUUCUCCCUCCCUCAUCACUAGCCAGCUCAGUGGCUCACAAAGAAAGAAGGCUAGGUAGAAAUAAACAAACAAAAAAUUGGGUGACUGCAGUAAAGUGUAAGAGAUGGGCAGCUAAAUUUGAAUGAGAACAAGAACUGCUAUAUCAAAACAACAGGAUAUGUAGGUAAGAGAGGACCUGCAAAACAGUAAGAAAAAAGGAAUCCAUAUAAUAUAGAUGAGGUAAGAAUAAAUAGAUUACUGAGAAGUUUAUGAUGACAGCUCUACCAGACUUUUAAAUUUUGUGAUGAUGUGAUCACUUUGUAACCAUUGCCUCCAUAACUAUUUUCUAUAUCUCAUUGUAACUGUUGACUCCAUAACUAUUUUCUGUGAAAUAUAAAUGUGCAGCAGUGAUCCAUGUAUAAUAUAGGACUGACUCAUAUUUCCGAAAAUAACUUUUUAUAUGUCUUUAUAUUCGCAAAUGAAGUCAUUGUUUGCAACAAGACGUGUGUUGUACACUGAUAAUUGUUAUUCUUUAUCGGUUAUCAGUAUACUGUAUAAACAUUUACAGUGAGUAAUCAGUAAACAGCAGCUACUUAUCACUAUGAGAAAAGCCCCAGCUUUUUGAUUGUAGUGGCUUUUCAUUAACUGUAUGAAAUGUUCAAUCAGUACCUUCAUAAGGAUGAAUAGAGUGUAGCAGUUUACAUUCAAUAAUAAUAAACUGUUAAGACAGCCUAUAGAAACAAA